CAAUCCCUCAUUUGGAGAAUCUAAGGUCUCAAUUAGAAGAGGCAAGUUGUUUUAACUUAGAUGAAAUCUCAGGGUAAACCCUACGUAUACCAUGAGCUAAUCCUGAGUUGUUUUUAGGAGGUAAAAUUGCUUGGAGAUUCCAUGGCUCAGUUAAAGGUCGCCCAGCAAAAGUUUGGAGAUUCUAAAGAAAAUGUAAAGAAAAUGAACAACAAGGAAUCAGGUGGGUUUGGUUAUAACUUCUUUUAUCUAAUCGCUCUUUUCCCAUACAAGUUGUUUGAUUUGCUUGAUUUUUUUUUAUUCCCGAUCACUUAUUUUACAAUUUUUUAGGAAAAGAUAUACUUGUGCCAUUAACAAGCUCUGUAUCCUUUUUGCUCCUUUUGCGUUGAACAUUAAAUGUAUACUUUCUUUUUACAUAAGUAAAGAAAUAAAUAUGUAACUGAUUACAUUUUUAGAAUACCUAGCCUGAGAAAACAGUCACGAUUUCGUGACUCCAUCGCUGGUUCCACCGCGAAAUAUUUAAGUCUGAGGAACGGGUGCAGAAGUUCCGAUGCUUCCAAUUAGUUGCAUCAAAUUUUAAAGCAAUCAGAAGCUUUACUCAGAUCUGCAGUGUAGUGAUGUGUCAUCAGUAUGGAAUUUCUGCUCUUGUUCCUCAGAUGCCAUUUCGUGGGGGUGAGGAAAAAAAAUAGACCCCCCAUUUUGGACUGGGUCGAAAAUGGUUUACUGUUAAGUCGCCCGAAAGUCAUCUCGCCCAAAAUGUUUAGUCAAGUCACCCGAAAUGCUAAGUUAAAUGUGGGUUGAAAUUUUAUCAUGCACAACAAUAUCCUAGCAUCCGUAUUACCAUUUGCUGCGCUUGUUUCUUCUGAUCAACGAUUAUAGAACGACAUAUAUUACUCGUUUAUCAUGCUUGUCUUGUUGUUAAUCAAGGGUUACACAUUUAUAGUGCUUGUUUGUCUCAUCGAGAUAUAUAGCACACCCUUUUUUUAAAACAAAAAUUAACUUUGUUUCUCUGUGUACUUCACCUGAUAAAAUUCGAGCAACAUGACUGCAUUUUGGGCGACUUAACUUGGGCUUCAGGCGAAAUAACCUCGGGCAUGAUGACUUUCGGGCGACUUGACCAGUUACCUCCAAAAUACAAGUAGCUCGUGGCAUUUUUUUUAUCCAAACCAUCUUCCCCUUUUGUCCUCUGAAAAGCAAAUGAAAGGAGAAUGCAAAAUCCCACAUUCUUGGUAAACUAGGAACAAAAUACCACUAAAUCAUCAGUGGUUAGAACUGUCACGUGCUACCCUCAUUAAAUAAAGCUAUCUGUAUAUAUCUUUGUAAAGACUAUUUUAUGUUAAAAAUAAAUAAAUACAUUAUUUCAUCCUUGAGUCACCUUAGAUGUAUGUCCCCGGAACACUUGAAAAUACUGAAUCUGUUUUAGUGAAUAUUGGAACCGGCUACUUUGUAGAAAAGGUAAUGAUUAUUUUCAGGAAUGUGAAUCUUUUAGUUUCUUUUUUCCUUGAAGCCGUGGUUUAAUGUUUGUAAGUUUACGUUUUGGAAUAGCCUACAUAGCAGGUAUCAAAGGGUUAGGGAAUCAGGAGCCCAGGGGGGUGGGCGUGGGGGUACUCCAGAUUUUUUUGGGUUUGAAAUGUUCAAUUCCGGGAUUUUUUGGGUAGUAGAAUUUGGCAAGUAUUUUUUCGGGUGGCCUGAUUUAAGUAGGGAUUUUUUUUAGUGAUUCAGAACAUGAUAGUGCCUGCGUGUCCCAGCCGCAUCAUUUUGCGAUUUAAAUACAACCAAUUUUGUUUUCGUUUCUGGAGAUUUUUAAGGCUCAGAAAUUCAGCAUGGGAUUUUUUUUGUGGUUAAUUUUUGGUCCAGGAACUUUUUGGGGGGUUUUGUUUGAAGCCCUAGGGAUUUUUUUUGGUUUUGAUAUUUGGCCCCAUUCAAUCCUCCCUGUCACUUGAAAUCCGAAGUUCCCCCCACCCUUCCCCCUGGGGUUUGGAGAAGGCAAAAAGGAAGUCUUUUCUCUCCCUCCCCAGUUUUUGCACCUGUGAGGCAGUCUGUUUUGGAAAAGUGUGAGUUUACAUCACAUCUAGUUGAUUAUCGAUAAUUCUUAACUUUACUUAUUAUUUGUUUUGUCUCUCAUCUAGGGACUAAAAGAAGCUGAGCAAUAUUUUGGUAGAAAAGUUGAUCUAGUAACCAAACAGCUGGAACUCCUUCAACCAAAAUUACUUGAAAAACAUAAACUAAAACAAGGUAGGUAGGAAACUCAAAGAUGACAGUGGGUGUCAUCCAUUCAACAAUAAAUUCUGGUUUCAAAUCAAGAAAGUUCAAUGUGUGAAAUGAAACAUGUCACAGGUUUUUUAGUUGUUUAAAAAUUUCAAGGAUUUUUUUUGCAGCAUGUUCUUGACAGUUGAGUCCAUUCUGGAUGGCUUCUCAAACUCGAAACAAUUCCUCAAAGUUUUGUAAAAUUUACCAUUCAUUCUAUGAGUUUUGAAAUUUUUGCCAAAUGGCUAGUUCCCAGUGACAUUUAUUUUAUUUAACUUUUAGAUAUGUCAUAUAUCAGUGGCUAUUUAAAAAUUCUGAAGAUGUCAUGGUACAAAUUGACCUUCUGCCUAUGCAUAAAGUCAUGUUGAAUAAGUUAGACAGUUUCAGAGGCCAAAAAGAUUAAUUUUUUCUUUAAUUUUAUAAAAUGUACACCUGCCCUGUUACCCUAGCUGCAAGCAGUGGUUUCUUUAGGCCAGACGCUACGCUAUGUCCUGUUGAAUUAAAGCAAAGUUUGUUUGAAAAAGGAUUCUUUUGAAGAAGGGCAAUUAUUUUUGUUAUAAAUUAUUUGAAGUUAGCAAUGACUGUCUGUUUCCUGUAUAGUGAGAUAACUUAAUUUAUUUAAAGACACUUCUUGAGAGACCAACAAUCCUUUUUUGAAAACCAAACAAGUAUAAAAAUUGCCUUUUCUCUUUGGAAUUUUGUGUUAAACAAACGUAUUGUGAAUAUGUCAGAAAUUGCUAUGCACAUGUAAAUAUGGAUGCCAAUGCCCCCUUGACAUCCCAUAGUGGUUUUUAAAUUCAUUGAAUUGACUAUGGCUUUUUUUGUGUCACUUUGCAGCUGUUCAAGACAUGUUGAAUAUGAAGGUGCAAGCUCAAAUCCAGUCUCAGCUAGGUGGAAUUCCUGCAAAGACUUAAACAUGUUCUCAAUUUUCUCUGUCAAAGUGACUUGUAUUGCAAAGCUCUUGGACUCACAAAUCCUGCUUUAACUUCACUUUUGUUGUUUGGAUCUACAGUGUACAAGGAAGAUAAUGUUAACUUUCACAAGACUCCAAACUUGUAACGGAAAUUCUGAUUUUCCCCCACACUGAGAAUAGAGGCUUUAUUCUCAGUAAAUUGUUCUAGACAUUUUCUCAAAAAUCAACUGGUCAAAACUGCUUCUUUCCAUAUGCGGUGUAAGGACAUUACUUCUUUGCAAAAGAUGGAAAACGUUUAUUUAAACACUGCAUUUGUUAUCCAAACAAGCUUUUGCUCUGUAAAAUACAACAAUCUAUCCAGAAAAAAAAAACAUGAAAUAGCCAGUUUACCAAUAAAGAGUAUGUCUAAAUUAAUUCUUGACAUUUGACUAAAUCUUCAUUUUUUUCAACACCCACCAAAAAUAAUUUGGUUUCAGACUAUCAGCACUUGUUCGAGAUUGUUAGUUUGUUACUCCACCUUAUUAGGGGACAAAAACAAAAAUUAAUCUAUAUUUUACUAAUUGACCUAGCAGCAAAAAAAUUUGAGAGAAAUUUAGUUCUAUAAAUUAAUGAUUUAUGCC
This is a messenger RNA of Porites evermanni, 3777 nucleotides long. The record is from the annotation of a GenBank genome assembly. Lineage: Eukaryota; Metazoa; Cnidaria; Anthozoa; Scleractinia; Poritidae.